UUUCAAUAUCUUAUCAAUUGCUUUCAAAAUUCAUGCCAUCAAGUUACUACUGUCAUCAUCACAUUAUCUUUAUGAAUCAAUAUCUUCUAACAUUGAUUGCUUUCACAUUGAAAGUGCCAUUACUAUACAGCCACCCUAACAGUUCCACAGUUAUUAUGAUAUCAUGAUUUGUUCCUGAUCCUGAAUAGUGAAUAAUAUGAUGCCUUUUUCUGCUAAUAAGAAUUUCACUAUGUUUCUUACCUAAUUAUAGCAUUGAUUUGAUUUAUGCCUCUUAAUGGUUGUAGGAUUUGAUUUGACCUUGUCAUGUGUUUCAAAAUAACAUAACAUGAUCAAAAAUUUCAUGUUACUAAUGUUGCAGUAACCCUUUUAACAAAAUAUUCAUGCAGAUUUCAGUGAAAAGAUUGAAAGUUUGGAGCAACAAAGCAGAUGGGGAAUUUGCAGUUGAACUUGAGAUAUUGGGAAGAGUACAACACAAGAAUCUUAUUGGUUUACGCGGCUAUUGUGCCGAAGGACAAGAACAAUUAAUUGUGUAUGAUUAUAUGCCAAAUUUUAACCUGUUCGCCCAUCUUCAUGGACCACAAUCAGCAGAAUGUCUUCUUGAUUGGAGUCGACGGAUGAAUAUUGCCAUUGGAUGUGCUGAGGGAGUUGUAUACCUUCACCACCAAGCAACGCCGCGUAUCAUCCACAGGGAUAUCAAGCCAAGUAGUGUGUUGCUGGAUUCAAAUUUCGAAGCUCUAAUUGGUGGUUUCGGAUUUGCUAAGUUGAUCCCUGAUAGCAAAAGUCAAGUGACUACAAAUGUUAAGGGUACCUUAGGCUACCUUGCACCAGAAUAUGCUAUGUUUGGUAAAGCAAGUGAAAGUUGUGAUGUUUAUAGCUUUAGUAUUCUCCUUCUAGAACUAGCUAGUGGGAGAAAACCAAUUGUAAAGGUUAGUUCCACAUUGAAGCAAUAUUCAAUUAUCCUUCUCAAGCAAGAAUUGUUGGGUCGCGAGGGGAAACAUAACGAAUUGAAUGACUCACAUUUGAGGGGGAGAAUGUUGUGA
Messenger RNA from Trifolium pratense (red clover), 1040 nucleotides. RefSeq names its product PTI1-like tyrosine-protein kinase At3g15890. Gene Ontology annotation, molecular function: ATP binding; protein kinase activity. Gene Ontology annotation, cellular component: plasma membrane. NCBI's taxonomy places the organism in Eukaryota, Viridiplantae, Streptophyta, Magnoliopsida, Fabales, Fabaceae. The record is from RefSeq and is a predicted model, not a curated record. The coding region runs from base 381 to 1040 and encodes 219 amino acids. Gene Ontology annotation, biological process: protein phosphorylation. The transcript has 2 exons.